UCCCAAUCAAGCUGAUGGGACCGAUUAAUAGAAAAUAAUCUACUUUUGUUGUAUAUUUCACCUAUUUAUGGAGUUAGGUGCACAUUCUAGUGCCUUGGUACUGAAGUACUGAACUGGUGACAUUAAGAUCCCACGUGAAAGAGUUUUAGUUCUUUUCAAGGUAUUACAUUAAAGAGAGUUCAACUUGGCUUGGUAUUGAUUUAUCAAUUCGACCUCUUGGAAUUAGAAUAGGCUGAGAGUGGAUUUUCUGUCAAAUGGAUGAUUUUGCACGUAUUUGAGAGUAUAAACUUCAAUAAGAUUAACAUACUAGGGAAUCAGCAAUCUCUUUUGAUGAAAUGACCUUGUCUCCGAGCAAAUAAGUUGCAUUUCAUAAUUAAAUAGGGAAAUUCAUCUAAUGUUUAAUGCGAUUUUCCAUUGACAAGAAAUUAGCCAUAACGUAACAUAAUUUUCCAACACAUAUCUGCAUUUUAUGUUUGUAUACUGUAGAUAUCUGCAUUUUAUGUUUGUUCUUCCUUUGAAGCUAUAUCUUAUGAGUUCAACAUUGUUAACUAGCAUAGACAUCUCAUAUAAGGUAUAGAAUUCUAUGCUAAAAUAUAGAUGUAUAUAAACUAAAGGAAAUCUUUAAGAGAAAAAGGAAAAGGUGAAAAAAAAGACGCACGUUUUAUUAUCGCACGUCUUGUUGGAUAAUUUAAAUAUAAUCUAAUAUAUGGGACAAUAAAUUCUACUGCCAAUAUCCUGAAGGGAGCGACAGUUCUCUUCUUUGAAGGAUUUAUCUCUGCACAGUUCACUGCGGAAACCUGCUAUUGAUCUCAUUCAAUCAAUUAUAGUGUCUGAUGCAGCAGCAUUUAGCUCUAUAAUCUUGAGAGAUCACAUGCAUCCUGGUGAUAAACCAAUAAAGCCCAUUCAUUACCAGGAUAUAGAAGAGGAAGAGAGAAGAGAUUCUGUCUCUUCCAUGCCAAAGAAAAUAACCUUAAUUGUUGGAAGGAGUUCAGUCUGCAGUAUAAAUAUAAAGAGUUCAGUGUGCAGCUAUGGUAUGGUUGGAGGUGUUGGUCGAAAUAGAUUCAUUGGUUUUUCCACUGUCCUCCAAACAUGUUUUUAGGGCAAUGUCUCGAUUGUCAGUUGAUGAGCUGAAAAUAGCAUGGAUAUCUCUCUCAGUUAAAAACUGGUUUACAACCCAUGCUUCAGAGAUGUCACAUCUUUUUGGGUGGAAGGUACCUCAUGGUGGUUCUGAUGAUGGUCGGGGUGGAACAGAAUUGAGAAACUCUAUUCAAGAGGUCACAGCUGAUUGACUUGUUAGAAUGGGACAAGGAGAGCUGCUUAGGAAGCAGUGGACCUGGGAGCCAGUAAUAAGCAGUCAUUUGAUUCUCUUGCUUCAGGACCUGAACGCAGUUGUUUGAGGUUUUCAUGAAUACUAUUGUCCAUUAUAUAUUUAUAGAUAGAAUCCAUUCAAACUUGGCCCCCAAAUUUAUCUGAUGGCUGUAGAGUACAUGGUAAGUUGGCAGGCUUAUAUUAGACCAAGUUUCUAAUUUGCAUGGUCUUACUGUUGGCCUGCAAUUUCUAUGCUGCAUUCAGUCAUCAUUGUUGGGCAUCCUUUUGGGAUUGUGGCGUGCUUUGAAAUUGGUAAAAGAUUUAGUAUUAAAGUGUCCUUUUGUUUGAGUGUAAAAACUCAUGCUUCUGGAAAAUGAUAAAGUCCACACGAAUAAUGUCUUGUCAUCGAUCUACGUUACUAUCUUUAAUUCCUUUUAUGUAUCUGUUACAGAUUCAUGGGUUUGUUUUGUGAUGAUUUUUAUUGUUAACAGUCUUGAACUCUUAAUAGAAUUGAAGCUAAUUUUCGUAGAUUUGCAUAGCUUGUAGUGCAUAUCUCAUGCUAAAGUUUUUGCUUUACUGUUGAAGCCAGUAUGGUGUCAUUUCUAAAACUGUGCUCGAACUGCUAGUUAUUAGAUUUGUUCAACUUCAUUUCUGGACUCAGUUCUGUUGAGCUUUCCAACUUCACAUCAUCUCUCUUGCUUUUUUUUUUUUCGUUCUUUCUUUUAUUUUUUGAUCGGAUUGCAUCAUCUUUUUUUCAUCGUUUGCUAAGUGUUCAGAGAAGGAAAUUCAUCUGCUCUGUCCAUAUGCCAAAAUCAACAAGAUGUUUCUAACAUUUCAUCAAUACUUUGCUACCGUGAACUUGGAAGUUGUGGGAGAAGUUUUGCUGCUUGCUGUGCUGUCACAACUAUCAUCUCAGAGACCACAAGGAAGAUUCCCUCACUGUGUUCCUAUGGGUUGACGGUUACAUAAUUUGGGACCCAUUCACAAAGUACAUGGAAUGAAGAAAAGUCAAGUUUGAAGGUCUCAAUAAGGAUAAAUUAAAUUAUUUUACUUUAGUAGAUUUAUAUGUGAUGGCCGGUGGGGUGGGGACCAAUGUAGAAUUUUGUUACGGUUUUUCGGGUAGAAAUUUGGUGGGUAAGACAAUGUAUAUCAGGACAAAUGCAGAUGUUAUAAAUCUCCUAUGCUUGUAUAAGAAUGAGUCUGUCAUUCAAGCAUUUGUCACUGAAUUGGGGGGCCCUAUAAAGAGCUUGGAUAAUGAAGAGAAAGACUUAGUCGUGCUAGUGAAGUUUUGCAUUUAUCCUGGAAAGACACAAUUGUAAAAUGUGAGAGGCGAAUAGUAGAACCAAUAGAUGAUGAAGGGCGAAGUGCAGAGUUAGAAGACCUACUUGAUUCUAAUGCAGGGAGACAUGAUGAUCCUAAUCCUGAUUUGGUUCGAGAUGUUGUAUGGGAGAAUUGGGAUACGAUUAGAGAUUUUGGAAAUUAUGGUGAUAAAAGUAAUGAUGCUUCAAGUUUCAAAGCUUCUAAUGUGCAUUGGGUUGAGUAUGGAAAUCACAGCACACAUGAGACAAUAUUGAUGAAGGGAUAUCUAAGGGAGAUGCAGGGGAGGCUGAUGAUGCUACAGAAUCGGGGGUCAGAAGUUUCGAUGAGAAGCUAGGUGGCAGAGGUGGUAGUGAUAGGGAUGAAAGGUUGGAAUUGUGUGGUGAUGACGGUGCUGUAGAUGGAUUUGGAGGAUUGACCACAAUUAAUGAGAGCGAUUCCGAGGAUCCAUCAUGGAUGUAUGGUGAUUUUGAUGGUCCGUCAGACGAUGAUAUUUUUGUUGAGAAGCCAAAGAAUGACCGAGAUUGAAUGAAGAAAUUGUUGAAGAAGUUGAGGGUUUUAAAAAAUGAAAGAAAAAAAGAAAAAGAGAAAUUUGUUGUCGAUGAUGCCAGUGUAGGAGAGAAGGUGAGUGGAAAGAAGAGGGAACAAUGUUCUAUUUGUUAUAGCGAUGAUGCAUCAGAAGGAGAGACUGUUUUGAAGACUCCUUUACUAUCUGAAGAAGAAGAAAUUGGACAAAGAUAUAAGGAAUGUGAUGAAAGCCUGAAUAUGGCUGCCAUCAAUUUGGAAGUUGGCAUGAAAUUUUCAUCAAGACAAAAAUUCAAAGAAGCAUUAAAGGAUUGGGCAGUUCGCAAAGGUGGGGACUUGAAGUACCCAAAGAUGGAAAAACACGUUGUAAGUGCUACUUGCAAAAAUGGUUGUGAAUGGUAUAUUCGAGCAUCAGCAAUCAUGAAGGGUGAUAUAUUUCAAAUUAAAACACUCAAAAGAGGACACAAAUGCGCUCAUAUGACAACAAAUUUACAAGCAGAUUUUUGGUAUGCAUUUUAGUCUUCAUAACUUAUCCUAUAUAAUUAUGUGUUAGUAAAUGGUACCAUAAUGAUGUUAUGGCUGCUAUAAUCCUAUUUUGUGAGUUAUAUUAUUUCUGUUAUUUUUUGUGUUAUUAAUUCAUGAAUAUAUAUGUGUGUGCGCUUGGGUGUUCAUCAGCUAAUAAAUAAUGCUAGUAUACGUUGCAGCCUACAAUUAAAUUACAUGUGGAUUAAAUUAGCUUAAUGUAGUGAAGUUGUAAAUUAUUGAAGGGGCUUUAGAUGGUAUUAUAAUGAUUUUAUGACUUUUGUAUCACUAUUCCGUGAGUAAUAUUAUUUAUGUACACUUAUUUUGUUUAUUUAAUGGUUUUUGUGUUAUUAUAUAAUAUUUUUUUUGGAGUACCAGUAUUUUUACAAUAGGUACUUGGGCAAAAGAAUUAUGAAUUACGUGAAAGACAAUCCUUCAGAGUCUCUGGAAUCUUCAUGGAGGAAGAUCCGACGAGAUGUUGAAGUGGAUGUAAGCAUCCAUAAAGUUUAUUGAGCAAAGCAGCAUGCUAUAGAUCUGUUGAAAAGGGAUAUUAAAGAGCAGUACAAUAGACGAUAUACAAACACAACCCUGGUAGUUCUUGUGUAUUGAAAGUAGAUCGAGAGCUAACUUCUCCAGUACUGCAGAGAAUGUAUGUUUGUUUAAAACCUCUUUCAGAUGGUUUUAAAGUGGCGUGUAGGCCAAUUAUUGGAAUAGAUGGUUGUUUCUUAAAAGGGUUGUAUAAGGGGCAGCUUCUAACUGCAACUGCAAUGGACGGGAAUAACAAUAUCUAUCCGAUAGCAAUGGCGUUUGUUGAGGUCGAAAAGUUUGACAGUUGGGAUUGGUUCUUGAAUUUGUUAUUUAGAGACAUUGGAGAAGCUCGAGAGCGGUAAAUGGUCAUUCUUGUCUGACAGACAAAAAGGUCUGAUUGAGGCGUUAGGAAAACAUGCGUCAGAUGUUGAGCAUCGUUUUUGUCUACGUCAUAUGUACAAUAACUUCAAGAUGAAGUUUAAAGGAUUGGAGUUGAAGAGGUUAUUUUGGAAGGCAGCCUCAACAUACAAUAUCAAAGAGCACAAGAGAACCAUGAAAGAAAUAUUGAAGUGUAAUCCAAAAGUGAAUGAGAAUAAAAAUGCAUUUGAGUGGUUGUCCGACAUUCCGGAACAUCAAUGGGCAAGGUCUUAUUUCCCGACGAGAACUAAGUGUGAUGUUUUGGUAUACAACAUUAGUGAGUCCUUUAAUCACUGUAUCAUGGCUGCCCGCGAUCUCCCAAUCAUUGAAAUGUUUGAAUGGAUUAGAAGCAAGAGCAUGACCCGCAUCCAAAUUAAGAGAGAAGGAAUGGAGAAAUAUGAUGGCUCAAUCUGUCCAAACAUUGUGAAGAAGAUUGAGGUGCAAAGAAAGGAAAGUAGGAACUGUUUCCCGAGUUGGGUAGGUGAGGACAAGUUCGAGAUCAAACAUUGGCAAUCAAAUCAUGUUGUUCAUCUUAAGUCGAAGAGUUGCACUUGUGGUAUGUUUCAGUUAGUGGGAUACCUUUGUUGUCAUGCCAUUGCUGCCCUGGACAUGCAUAGACAGGAUCUAUUGGAGUUUGUGGAUGUCUACUUCAGCAAACAGAUGUACCUAUACUUGUACAACCACAUAAUCAGUCCAGUACCUGGAAUGCAUGACUUUGAGAAGGCCUCUCUUGGAAUUGCUUAUCCUCCAAUUAUAAAAAAGCGAAUUGGCAGCCCAAAAAAAGCGCAACGGCCUGAUGCAAAUGAUAUCAAAGAUUCAUCGAAGGCAACAAGAAAAGGGUUAACUCGUACUUGUGCUAUAUGCCAUGAACAAGGCCAUAACAAAAUAAGCUGCAAAAAAACUCCACACCCGAAUUCCAGAUUUGCAAAGGGACAAGGUGAAUUAUCUGUUGAUGUUGAUGGUCCAGCUCGGCCCGAACAGACCACGACCUGUGAUGGACAUGCCCGACGAGCUAGUAUACUUUCAACUAAAAUAAUAUAUUGCUACAAAUGAUAGUUAGAUAUUAGUCUUGUAAUUUUUCAUGAAGUUUCCAUACCUACUAAUCCAAUGUGAAAAAACAAUUAGUUUUGUAAAAGAAAGAUGACUCACAGUAGCGCACAAGAUACAAGAAUAUUUCACCAAUGCAUGCUCAGAGGAGGAUUCUCAAACAGCUAUUCCUGGAAAAUUUGGGACAGAUGUUCAAGCCACAAUUUCUACGCAAUCAACCGGCCAAGUUAGGACAGAAGCUACCGAUUUCGAUCAAAGUCAAACAAAAGAGCAGCCCUCAAAAGUUCCUCGAAAAAAAAAAAAUCCAUAUCGACGUUCCGAAGCCAAGGAAAUGUGAUUACCACAUUCAGCUCUCAGUCUUUUAACGGUUUUGCCACGUCUAAAUGUUAGAACUCAACUAGUUGGAUCAUCACUUGCAUCCAGGUUACGUGCAUUAAGGUUCUCUAACAAGCCAAGACAACCUAAUACCUCGUAUUAAGGAAGUAAUGGUCCAAGGCGUGCUACUGGUUCUGAAUUGGAGUCGUGAUUGUAUUAAAUAGUGUUAAAUGUUUGUUGUUAGUUAGACAAUGGCAUAGUCUUCUCGUAUAUGGUUUUUUUUUUGGGUGAUUUGGUUGCAAAUUGGCACGUAGUUUGUGUCAAUUUGAAGUAUGUUUUUUGUAUUACCUGCCAGGUUAUUAGACCCUCAAACAUGUGGCAUC
Messenger RNA from Andrographis paniculata, 6362 nucleotides. RefSeq lists its product as uncharacterized. Gene Ontology annotation, molecular function: zinc ion binding. The record is from RefSeq and is a predicted model, not a curated record. Bases 4654 to 5670 code for a protein of 338 amino acids. The transcript has 6 exons. Lineage: Eukaryota; Viridiplantae; Streptophyta; Magnoliopsida; Lamiales; Acanthaceae.